CGCUAAAUCGAUUCGGCAGCGAUCUACUUGGAUCGCUUAUGGAUGCCAUAUCAGUCUGCAAGAAUCUAAGAGUAGAGAGAGGAUAUACAAAGAGGAGAAUCUGCGCUGUGAAGUGGAUACUAGGAGAUUGCAGCAAAGAUAGGGGUCAGACGGCUGGCGUGUCCUUUGCCAAACCUUCCGUGGUACGCAGCAAACCCCGCACAAGUGAACACAGCAGCUUCGGAGCAGAUGAGCACCAAGGGUGGAUGCCAACAGCAAGGUGCGAACUUUUCAGGUAACGCAAAAUUAGCACUUAGUGAUCCCUGCGCAGAUCCCGCUGCGUUCCGAUGUCAUUGCUGUUCUUGUCUAGGUCCUCCUGUUCAGGUUUGCUUUGAGUUUAUGUCCAUAACAUGAUGUGGAUGCGUCCCAGUCGACUUGGCGACGAUUCUUUUAUAUCCAAACACAUUCCCAUGUCAUGUCACAUAUCAGAGUUGUACUGCUAAAGAACUACAUAUACCAGCGUUGUACGACUUAGCAAAUAAAAGAGAUCG
Molecule: messenger RNA, 530 nt
Organism: Didymella exigua CBS 183.55
Lineage: Eukaryota; Fungi; Ascomycota; Dothideomycetes; Pleosporales; Didymellaceae
Exons: 1
Source: RefSeq, a predicted model, not a curated record